GUUAUUCUGUAUGCAGUUAACACCCGCUGCUUAAACCAGAGAGAAAUCUACCAGUUCAAAGGGGACAAGUUAAUGACCUCUUUCAGAGGUAACAAGAGCUUCUGCAGGAGACCGGAAUUGCAGAGACAAACAAGAGCUCUUUUUUCAGAAGAGUCUGGAAGCGUUGAAUCAAACUGGAGUCUCAAUUCACCAAGGAACAGUGGAAUAUUUCACCACCGCAGCUCCGUGUUUAGAGUCCUAUGUGGUUCCUAACACCCUGUUUGUUGAGAAAGGAUCUGCUACACAGUCACUGUCUCCACCUGGGAGCUUGGACUGCGUAUACGGAGAGUAAUAAAUAGCCUAUGUAAAACAAGAUAUGGCAAAUAGCUCUGUCGAAACUUAUGUGCAGCUGUUCCAGAUAAUCGUCUACAUUCCCACAUUUGUCCUGGGAUUGCUGUUCAAUAUGAUGGCUUUGUGGUUUGUCUUUUGUAAGAUCAGGAAGCUGACAGAAUCAACAAUCUACCUGGUGUCACUUAUUACUCUGGAUACCUUGCUGCUGUUUACCCUCCCUUUUAAAAUAAUUUCCUUUGGCUCCCAGGGCGAGUGGAACUUGGGAUCUGCAUUCUGUUCAUUCCUGGAAAGCCUUUACUUUGUGAACAUGUAUGGGAGUAUUCUCAUCUCCAUGUGUAUAUGUGUGGACAGAUAUAUUACCAUCCGACAUCCAUUCUUAGCCGUUUCCCUGAGAUCCACCAAGAAAGCUGCUAUGGUCUGUUCCAUUGUCUGCUUGGGUGUCUGGGCUGGAACUUCCUUUACUUACCAAUUCCAUGAUAGCGCACACACUACGUGCUUCCAUGGCUUCUCUGAUAAAAUAUGGGAAAACCCAGGUGUGCUUGUCACCUUGGAGACUGUGUUUCUUGGCAGCGUGACAGCAAUGAUCUUCUGCACAGCUCAGAUCAUCAUAUGCUUGAAACGGAGCAGAAAGCCAGAUGAUCCCCUUACUGACACAAGUAAAUCAGUGAAGAUAGUCAUAGCAAACCUCGUCACAUUUGUUGUCUGUUUCACCCCUUUCCAUGUGGCAUUCCUCUUGUAUUAUUUGGUUAAAACAGAUGUCAUCAUGAGCAAUCAUCAGCCAAUAAUACGCUCUUUUGUUCAGAUCAGCCUCUGCUGGGCUAACCUCAACUGCUGCCUGGAUGCAAUUUGCUAUUAUUUUGUCCUUAAGGAGUUUUUGAAAUCCCCACCUCAGGAGACUCAGAAAACAACCAACAGUAGUUAAUCAAAGUGCUGUAAGUCUCACCUAUUCUUGGAGCAGAAGGGGAAAGCUUUUGAAAACUGACCACUUCUAGCUAAUUUUAAAGAUUGUUUUCAUCUAAUGCUCACUGAACUCUCUCUUAAGCCACCAUCCAAAGGACCAGCAAAAUUCAAUUGCCAAAUGAAAGUAGUUCUAACAGUCAAACAUAACUACUUGAACACCAAAUGGUUACCGGAAAGUGUUGCCUACUGAAGAGCUACUUCAAUAGGAACUGUGCAGGCUCAGUUAAUGUAGGUGCCUAAUUGUAGACAUUCAAGGUGGAAUUUAUUUGAAAAUAUAUAUACAGUGAAACCUGAACUAAGAACCACCUCCUUAAUUGUUCUUUUUGCAUCUUGUUUUGUCUUAAGGUUUGUAAAAAAUAAGAAUUGAACUAUUUCCUAUAAAUGGUGACACAAAUCCCAAUCA
Mauremys reevesii (Reeves's turtle) is the source of this 1693-nucleotide messenger RNA. RefSeq names its product G-protein coupled receptor 55-like. NCBI's taxonomy places the organism in Eukaryota, Metazoa, Chordata, Testudines, Geoemydidae. Bases 356 to 1252 code for a protein of 298 amino acids. Gene Ontology annotation, biological process: positive regulation of Rho protein signal transduction; phospholipase C-activating G protein-coupled receptor signaling pathway. Gene Ontology annotation, molecular function: G protein-coupled receptor activity. Gene Ontology annotation, cellular component: membrane. The record is from RefSeq and is a predicted model, not a curated record. The transcript is spliced from 3 exons.